Messenger RNA from Acipenser ruthenus (sterlet), 2292 nucleotides. Its product is annotated as leucine-rich repeat transmembrane neuronal protein 2-like. Gene Ontology annotation, molecular function: protein binding. The transcript is spliced from 2 exons. The record is from RefSeq and is a predicted model, not a curated record. Gene Ontology annotation, cellular component: extracellular matrix. Bases 567 to 2192 code for a protein of 541 amino acids. NCBI's taxonomy places the organism in Eukaryota, Metazoa, Chordata, Actinopteri, Acipenseriformes, Acipenseridae.
CUGCAUCCCAAUAGCACAGUAUAGCAUCUCUGCUGCUCUCUCCAGCUCUGUAGAAAAUCUCAGUAAAAAGGAGAAGAUUGCUCAGUGCACUACACUGCUGCUGGAACUGGCUCCCACACAGGGUCUCUUCAUUGCCAGUGCUCAACAAGUUAAGGAUGGUGGACCCCCAACUGUGUAAAAACGAUGCCUGGGUCUUCAAAUUAAGCAACAUCGAGCUGACAGCUCGAGUGAAGAAAAUACAACAAACAAAAAAUAAUGGUUUACAGGGAUUCCUUCGGAUUUAGAUAUUAGUCAAAUUAUUUUUUUUGUCAGAAGGAGAAAAUAAAAACGAAUUAUCUAAAAACACAAACACCAAAAGCAAGCAAAGGAGGAUUAAAUAUCUAUCUUGACAUGGAAUUUCUGCUUUUGUUACAGCUGGGGGGACCAAACAUUGCUUUAUUUGAGGAAAGUGCAGUUCCUUUUGUUUUUCCUCAAAAGGGCUUUUCUUUGGAUUCCUUUUCCAUCUCAUUGCUCCAAGACUCUGCAGAAGAGGACAGUUGAAUGCAGCCUCCAAUGAGCACAAAAGAAUGGGUUUCCAUUCAAGGUGGCCAUUGGUGGGACCAACACCAGUGGCACUCUAUAUGAUCAGCAUGCUGCUCCGCCUGUUGCCUGCAUCAGGCACGGCCUGCCCUCAGAAAUGUCGCUGCGAGGACUUGCUGUUUUACUGUGACUCGCAGGGUUUACAGGCACCGCCAGACGGUGUGGACCGGGGGGCCCUGGGUCUCUCACUACGUCACAACAGCAUCACCGAGCUGCAGCCAGAUCAGUUCUCUGGCUUUAGCCAGCUCACCUGGCUCCACUUGGACCACAACCAAAUUUCAACAGUGCGGGAGGACGCAUUCCAGGGGCUCUACAAGCUGAAGGAACUGGUUCUGAGCUCGAACAGCAUCACCCAGCUGCCCAACAGCACCUUCGUCCACCUCAUUAACCUUCAAAACCUGGACAUCUCCUUCAACCAGAUGACGUCCCUGGAGCCAGAGCUUUUUCACGGGUUGCGCAAGCUCCAAACCCUGCACCUGCGUUCCAACUCCCUCCGAACCACUCCAGUCCGGGUCUUCUGGGACUGCCGAAGCCUAGAGUUCCUGGACCUCAGCAACAACCGCCUGAGGAGCGUGGCCAGAAAUGGCUUUGCAGGAUUAAUUAAACUAAGGGAGCUCCACUUGGAGCACAACCAGUUGACCAAGAUCAAUUUAGCCCAUUUCCCCAGGCUGAUCAAUCUCCAAACACUUUUUCUGCAGUGGAACAAGAUCAGCAAUGUUACCUGCGGGAUGGAGUGGAUUUGGACAACUUUGGAGAAGCUGGAUCUCACUGGGAACGACAUCCGCUCAAUCUCCCCGGAAGUGUUUGAGACCUUGCCCAACCUCAAGGUGCUCUUGCUGGACACCAACAAGCUAACCAGCCUUGACCCUCGGACCUUGGGCUUAUGGAAGUCUGUGACUACUGUAGGGCUUUCAGGCAACAUGUGGGAAUGUACCAAAAGUAUCUGCUCUCUAGCUACUUGGCUCGGCAUGUUUAAGGGCAGGUGGGAACACUCCAUAGUGUGCCACAGUCCGGAGUAUGCACAGGGUGAGGAUAUACUGGACGCAGUUUAUGGGUUCCAGCUCUGCCAGAAUUUCUCAGCAGCAGUAGCUGCACCAACAACGGGUUCCCCAGAGGUUAGUUUGCCUCAAGAGACCCCAAGCGAUUUUUAUGGACUAUGGAUAACCCCCACACAGGACUUACAUGCACAGGAUGUAGGGAGCUUCACUACAAUGACUGUACCUACCACAACUUCCCCCACAACAAACCCCACCACAGUGGCAGCAACCGAGGUCAACACAGAGGAAGACUUUCCAGAGGCAGACAAUACCCUCCUUACCCAACGGGUCAUCAUAGGCACAAUGGCCCUUUUGUUUUCCUUCUUUCUUAUUAUCUUCGUGGUCUACGUCUCGCGCAGGUGUUGCCUGCCCACAUUGCGCCGGAUUAGGCACUGCUCAACCGUGCAGAACCGCCGACAGAUGAGGACCGAGGUGCGGCAGCCCAUGGCGGACCUCGCCACACAGGUUCCAUAUAAUGAAUACGAGCCCAGCCACGAGGAAGGUGCGCUGGUCAUCAUCAACGGGUAUGGACAGUGCAAGUGCCAGCAGCUGCCUUACAAAGAGUGUGAAGUAUGAACUGCCACCAUCAUGUUUUACCAUUCACUCGCUCCCAGAAAUACAGGGUUUUCAGUUAAGUGGGUGACCAAGUAAAAAGUAUUAAUACUUUUAUUUAUUU